AUGACGUCUCAUAGUCCAAAGUCGUCGCCGACGGUUCACAUCAGCAGAUGGUCCGAGCAACAGGUCGUUGAUUGGCUUUCCACAGUUGGGCUCUCAAAGUAUGCCAGGGACUUCAAAUCAAACGGCAUCUCCGGUGAUGUGCUUGUUCUUCUCGACGACGAGGCUCUCAAGGACAUCGGCGUUGCUACCGUCGGCCAACGUCUCGCGCUCCUCACAGCCAUCUAUCGCCUAAAGCAGCAGUUUGGCAUCCCCAUUCAGGAUGGCGAUUGGAUCCCUAAAUCUAUCGAGGCGCAAGAGCAGGCCUCAAACACCCUCAGUACCGCCCACAUGGCAAACGCGCUCCGUCAGCGAGACGAUCGCAUCCGCCUGUUGGAAUCGCAGAUCCUUCGGCUGGCCGACUAUCUCGCUCGCAUUCAACAGGACAUGGCGUCCGUCGCUCGACAUGUCGGUGUCAAGGCUCAUUCCAUCGAUGCUCCCAUCACCCUCGUCUCCAACUCGCUCUACUCGCAUCAUACCAACGACGGCAGUGCCAAUGCCAUGUCCGCCUUCGCUUCGAAUCCGGAUCUCGCUUCCACCGCCGCCUCCGGCUUGCCCAUCGAAUCGCCGACUUCGCGCAACUUUGCCGGUCUUGUCUCGCCCACCCGCACAGGUUUCACAUAUUCCGCCGCCCAGGCCAUGAGCGGCUUCAAGCCUACCGCCGUGAGGUCCGUCCGGUCGGACAGCAUUGGAGGCAAUGCGCCCAUGACGCCUACUACGGCUGCACAGUCGUAUGCUGCCGGCCUAUCCAACACAGUAUCCGCGGGCGAUAUCUCGCCAACACAAUCCACUCCAUCGGCUACACCCACUUCGCUCGGUUCUCAGCCUGGUUUCCCGCAGCAACCGCAAGCUUCCAGCGCCGGCUCGAGCUCCAUGGUGAGCCCAACUCGUCGACUCGCUCAUCAAAACUCGCUCGCGCAUCCGGAUGCAGCCGGCCCUUCUCGCUCACGUGCCGGCUCUCUGGGUGCAUCUGCCGCGCUCUCGUCGGGCACCGGUUCGUCCCCCUUCGCUAGCAAUGGAAGUAGCAGCGUCAGCAAUGGAGGCACCAACACCAUCGCAAACGCAUCGAGCAGUCCAGCGACAGAGCGCGACGAGCGCACCAAGGACGCUCUCGCAAUCACGACCACCGAGCCAAAGACCAAGGCGGCCGCCACCCCAGCUUCCGGCUCGUCGUCCCUGUCAGCCUCUUCUGCAUUGGCUGCCAAGUCGGGUUCCUCUGACAGCAAUCCUUACAAGUCGUUCCGCGUUACGCUCGACGAUCCUUGCUACAAGGUGCUCCCCGCAGCGCUCAAGAAGUACAAGAUCAACGACGACUGGCGCAAAUACGCGCUCUUCAUCUGCUAUGGCAAGACCGAACGAUGUCUCAGCUACGACGAGAAGCCCUUGCUCCUCUUCCAGAAGCUCAAGGAGAACGAGCAGAGCCCCGUCUUUAUGCUCCGACAUAUUCGAGACGUCAAGUCGCCCAUCGCCAUCGCCGAGGCGAAAGCAGCAGCCAAGUUACAAGAGCGCGAGGGCGAGGGCAGCUCUGCUGACGCCAAGAAGCGGUCUGCACCUCGGGCUGACCGACGUCGCAUCAUCGCCGGGACCCCACCACCGGGCGCGCUGGUCACCAACACAUCGAACCCUGUCGAAGUCGGUCCCGCAGCCGACCUGCCCGAACGAAGCAAGGUGGCAAGGACGUACGCGGUAGCCAUCUACCCAUACAUGCCAGAGCGCGACGACGAGUUUGAUGUCAACGUGGGCGACACCUUUGUCGUCAUCAACAAGGCCAAGGGAUGGUGGAUCGUUCAGCGAGAUGCCAAGCGAGGCGGUGCGGGAGAUGUGGUGUACAGUGUACCUGCCGGCGAAGCGAGCGCCGGGGAGGAUGAUGGCGUCACCUAUUCCAAUUACCGCGCCGAGUAUGCCUCCGGCUGGGUACCGGCCGGCUGUCUGCUGGAAACGAGUCAGCCAUUGGGAAGCAUCGUGGACGCCGAGGCCGGCUCGUCGCACGCGCGGUCUGGACCGACCACCAUCUCGAAUCCGAGCACGCCCACUGCAUUGAGCAUCCCCGGCAACAAUGGCGCGAAUCUGGAUGCCAGGCGUGCUGCCAUCCCUCCGGCGUUGAUCACGAGCACGAGUACACCCGGGAUCAUGCUGAUGGACUACCACAGUGCAGAAGGCGAUCUCGACUUGCGCAAGGACGAGCGUCUGCGUGUGUUCAAGCGAUACAACCACUGGUCGUACUGUGUGCAGGAGCGAGACGGACACGCGAGAGGAUGGGUGCCUAGCUGGUACAUUGGCAAGCUUUCCUCCUCCUCCUCAACGAGCGGUGGAGGAUCGUUGUCCAAGUCCACUUCGAGCAAUGCGUUGCCCUCGACCGGUACGUCGGAUUCGCGAUUCACGCAUCAGAGUAGUACAGAUACGGUGGCAGGGGCGACCGCCUCGCCGUCGUACGAUGCGAAAGUGGGACAGGAGCAUGGCUCAGCAUCUGCAGGGGCAGCGGCAGCGGCAGCCUCGGCGAUGGCGUCUAUCUGA
Messenger RNA from Pseudozyma hubeiensis SY62, 2550 nucleotides. RefSeq lists its product as hypothetical. Bases 1 to 2550 code for a protein of 849 amino acids. Gene Ontology annotation, biological process: signal transduction. NCBI's taxonomy places the organism in Eukaryota, Fungi, Basidiomycota, Ustilaginomycetes, Ustilaginales, Ustilaginaceae. The transcript has a single exon. The record is from RefSeq and is a predicted model, not a curated record. Gene Ontology annotation, molecular function: protein binding.